CAGGCGGUCAACAUUAAAGGAAGCUCAACCCAACCAACGACACGACAUGCCCACUGAAGCCCACACACACUUCCUCGCCGUGGGGGUGAUGGCCGCCAUGCUGCUGUGUGCCUCAGGAGCCCCGCUUAGAGACACACCCACCGCGCUUCCGUCAGGUGAGGAGGAGAUGGAAACCUCAGACCUGAUCAGCGCAUCCCCCAUUUGGGACUCGGUCAUCAACGCAGCAAAACAACACCAGAAAGCCUUUGAUGAUGAAUUCCAAAAUCAGGUCUCGUAUCAUGUCCUGGAGAACCACAAAGUAUCCUCGCUGCCAGCAAAAUGCCCCAUCUCUAACUUCAGCAAGGAGGCCUGCUUUCAUAGGUUGGCCCAAGGUUUGUCCUUUUACACAAGUCUGCUGAAACACGUGGAGAAGGACUAUCCCAGCAGUUCCAUCCUGUCUGAGGCCAAACGCAACACUGUGCUCGCCCUCAGUGUCAUCAGACAAAAGAUGAAGAAGCCAGAACAGGUGAGCGGUCUGAGCAGCAGCGAGGAGCAGAGCCUGCUGGGCCCGCUGGACAUCUCAGAUACCUUCCACAGGAAGAUGACGGCCCACAGCAUCCUGCGGCAGCUCUACAUCUUCCUGGUGGACGGCAAGCGGGCGCUGAGCCGCAGAGAGCGGCACAAGGGGAGACCGGCCAGAAACGGCGUCACGUCCAUGCUUGCCUAAACACGUAGGAAAGUUGUGCAAAACAAACAAAAAAAAACGAUCGAAUUAGGGAAGUUGCUGCUUUCGUAAUUCAUUCACUGAAUGACGCACUAAGACAGAAGUAUUUAUUCUAAGGAAAAUUAUUUAUUGCUCACAUAUGUGGGAUAACAUGCCUUAUUUAUUACAAUUAUUGUAUUUAUUUUGAAGACCUAUUUUCUACUUGACUGUAUUUAUGCAUAUUUAUUUAAAACCU
Molecule: messenger RNA, 938 nt
Organism: Entelurus aequoreus (snake pipefish)
Lineage: Eukaryota; Metazoa; Chordata; Actinopteri; Syngnathiformes; Syngnathidae
Product: interleukin-6-like
Exons: 5
Coding region: 47-706 (219 amino acids)
Biological process (GO): T-helper 17 cell lineage commitment; macrophage differentiation; immune response
Cellular component (GO): extracellular region
Molecular function (GO): cytokine activity; interleukin-6 receptor binding
Source: RefSeq, a predicted model, not a curated record